UUGACGUUAACGUCGCAGCCUCGACAAUGGCAAGUGACAGAAGGUGAGAGGAAGACGAGGCGAAAGUUUUUCAGCUGCAAGUUUCUGCUGGUUGUUUUUCUUUUUUAAAUGCUCGGUAACGACAGCAGAAUCGCAUUCUUGUACCCGGACAGUGACUCAGCGUUUUCGCCGUUUUAGUGAGGAUCAACCGUCUCUUUCGUGUGAGCUAAAGUCGUGAACGGGGGGUCGCUCGUUCGCUCGCUCGGUCUCGUAGCAGCUGAGUAGAUUUGCACCAGAAGUUUGUUGUCCACUUCGACGACAUUCACUUCGAGGAGAAACUAUGAGCAACAGAGAAGACGAGUAUGACUAUCUCUUUAAAGUGGUGCUGAUCGGAGAUUCAGGGGUAGGGAAGAGUAACCUGCUGUCACGCUUCACCCGCAAUGAGUUCAACCUGGAGAGCAAGAGCACCAUCGGGGUGGAGUUUGCCACGCGCAGCAUACAGGUAGAAGGCAAGACCAUCAAGGCUCAGAUCUGGGACACGGCCGGACAGGAGCGAUACCGGGCCAUCACUUCUGCGUACUACCGUGGAGCGGUUGGAGCGCUCCUGGUUUACGACAUUGCCAAGCACCUGACGUAUGAAAAUGCCGAGCGCUGGCUGAAGGAGCUGCAGGACCACGCGGACAGCAACAUAGUCAUCAUGCUGGUCGGAAACAAAAGCGAUCUACGCCACCUAAGGGCGGUGCCCACAGAUGAGGCCAAGGCCUUCGCAGAGAAACAUGGCUUGUCCUUCCUGGAGACGUCAGCGUUAGACUCCUCUAAUGUGGAGCAGGCGUUCCAAACUAUUCUCACAGCCAUCUACAACAUCGUGUCACAGAGGCAGAUGUCAGGGCGAAGCGACUCUGACUUUUCACCAGCCUCCAACGUAGUGCCCAUCACGGUCGAGCCCACCCAAAACUCGGUCAACAAGGGCGUCUGCUGCCAGUCCAACUGAGACGUACUCACUGGCCACCUCCUUCACCUCCCGGCACACGGACAAAUAGCCAGAUAGACAGACAGACAGAUGGGACAGGGAGAAAGGACAGACAGGUAGAAAUAAACCAUUUCACAGGGGGCCUUGUACAUGGGUUGAUUUGUCUAUCACCUGCUUCAGAAAAAAUAAACAGGGUAUGAAGUGGGGGACCAGUGCAGGAGGAGGAGGGGAAGUAAAGCAGUUUAGAUAAGCGGACGGGAGGGUGCGUGGUGAGGGACUUGUAGCUAUGACAGAGGUACAUGAUCGGAUUUGAUUGAAAAUUUAAUUAAACAUUUAACAGAUUAUAAAGGUACCUUUUUGUAACUCAUCACAAUUUCUAUCUUUGCAAACUGUCCUCCCCUUUGCAAGAUUUACUUUACAAGCCAGUAAAUAUUUUCCCUCGGUUUCCCUCUACCAGGAUAUUGGGCAAUAAAAAUCCACCUCUAGUAGACUGAACUGCAAAGCGCUCUGUAGCCACUGUCUUUCCCGUUCUCUAAAAAUGUAAUAAUAUAUAGACAUCAAUGUCCAGGAUGAUAUUUAUUGAACACUAGAUUAAAGGUCUUGUUUGGCCAAAGGGUUUGCGAUUCAACACUGGGUUGGUUUAGACUUUAUCUGCCUUUCUUCUCUUGCUUUUCGGCGCUUUUGCCCACAAUCUUAUCUCCGUGAGGAGAAGCUUGCAAUGGGCGAACGUCCCUCACUGAUGGAAGAGCAAGGGCUUCGAAUAUAUUUUUUGUUUUUAAAUAAAUGCAUUGGCUGGAAAUCAGUCAGGAGGCUGUUGGUUGGAGUCGUGUUCCACUCGGCCCCUUUUGGAGCAACAACAUCCCUCCUGAACAGUGACAUGGAAUUUCUCUCCGAUUGCUUUUGAUCCGUGUUUCGGUGGCUUUCCUGCUCUGUCCUCUGCUUUGCGUGCUACAGAUGAGUCAUGCUCUCGCAAGCUUUGAACAGCAUUAUCUCCAAAUGAGACGGGAUGGCUGCAUCCCAAGCAGACAUGUUAACUGCCCCACAUGUUGGUGGGACAGCAGCGUUGGCCCCCCGGCGAUCGCCUGUUCAAACCUUCUGGGUGUAGUGGGAAUAGUGGUUUAAAUACAUGGACAACGCUGUGCUGCUGCUGCGGCUGCUUGCUAGCUGGGAUGAAUGGAUGGAUGGAUGGAUAGAUAAUGUUUCAUGGGGAUGAGGUAGUGAGGGCACUCAGCCCUGCUCCUGUGAUCUCUGAUGUACCAGAGAUGGCUUGUUUUACUGUAAGUGAAAUCCUCCACUGCCUGCUCACCUACUCCUCUCUCUUCCUCCCUGUCUCCGUCUACACUGUAUAUAACUGGAACAGGACUCUGCCUUCUGGGAUCUCCCUGAUGUCUCCCCUCGCACUCACUUGUCUUUAUUUCCUGUUGUGUGUGGGGGGGUGUAUCUAAUAAUUUUAAAGAUGAGGAAAGGGAGAAAAGAUGGUCGUGUUCGGAGGGGCUUGAUUAAAUCCAAAGUUUGCGCACACAGAUGGCGUUCAUCCUGCCGACGUGUUUCCACAUCAACACUGACUUCUGUCGACUUCACGGGUCUGGAACUGGGUGGUGUAGGUUAGGGUUUUUUAAACAUUUAUUCUAAUAUAUGUAUAUUUGGACUGCAUAUGUAUAAAUAAAUCUCAUUUGUUUAUA
This is a messenger RNA of Scophthalmus maximus (turbot), 2631 nucleotides long. RefSeq names its product RAB11a, member RAS oncogene family, like (gene rab11al). NCBI's taxonomy places the organism in Eukaryota, Metazoa, Chordata, Actinopteri, Pleuronectiformes, Scophthalmidae. The coding region runs from base 320 to 970 and encodes 216 amino acids. The record is from RefSeq and is a predicted model, not a curated record. Gene Ontology annotation, cellular component: axon; transport vesicle; postsynaptic recycling endosome. Gene Ontology annotation, molecular function: GTP binding; GTPase activity. Gene Ontology annotation, biological process: melanosome transport; neurotransmitter receptor transport, endosome to postsynaptic membrane; exocytosis. The transcript is spliced from 5 exons.